AUGGCGUCGCCGGCACCGCCCUUCACCGAUGCUCGUCCGGCGCCGCCCUGCAUCCCUGACGCCCCGGCGGCUCCGCCCUGCUGCCCCGACGCCUCGCCGGCCAUGGAGGCGCAGGCGACCCUCCCGGACCACCUGACGGAGGACAUCCUGCUGCGCCUCACCACGGCCGCCGACCUCGCCCGCGCCUCCAUGGCCGGGCCCUCCCUCCGCCGCAUCGUCGCCGAGCACUCCUUUCUCCGUCGUUUCCGCACCCUCCACCCGCCGCCUCUCCUGGGCGUACUCUCCGACCCCUUCCUCCCAGCCCAGCCGCCCCACCCCUCCGCCGCCGCCGCCCGAACCCUCGCCGGCACCGACUUCUCCUGCUCCUUCCUCCCCUCCCGCGACCAGCCCUGGAUUCUCCACGACUUCCGCGAUGGCCGCGCCCUCCUCUGCACCGCCACCGACCACCACUGCCUGGCGAGGGACGUCGCCGUGUGCGACCCGCUGCGCCGGCGCUACCUCCUGCUACCCCCCGUCCCCCGCCUGCCCGAUCUGGUUUUUUGCCUGGAUCCUUUCCUUGCUCCCGCCGGCGGGGACGAGGGCGUUGAUGACACUGCUGCGGACGCUCCCUCAAGAUUCAAAUUCAUGUGCUUGGCCCAGUACCAGACCCGCUUGGUCCUCUACGUCCACUCUUCGUCAGGUCCCCAUGCCGGACAAUGGCGCGCCGUCGCAUUUGAUGGCUGGACCGCUCUCCUCGCAGGAGUCAGUGUCCAUGUGCUGUCCGCUGUUACGGUCGGAAAGCGCUACUACGCGCACGGGUGCUUCUGUUGGGCGGUAUGUGCGAUGGACAAGUUGCUCAUGCUCGACACGGCCACCACGGAGUUCUCCACCGUCGACCUUCCGUCUGAUCUCAUGAAUCACGAGCUGGCCUUUGUGGAAGCAAGCCAAGGGAGGCUUGGGAUGUUCGCUCUCAGCCAAACUCCCACACACCGCGUGCCUCGCCUCCGGUAUUCCAUUUUGGUUAGCACUGGGGACGACGACCCAGGGCAGUGGCAAAAGAAAAAGGUGGUCAAAUUGUCCCAUGAUCACCUCUAUCGGAUCAUUGGUGUAGCUGGGGGGUACCUGCUCCUGUAUGUGGUUACAGACGACCCGGAACCGUACCAUCCGGAUAAAGUGCCGGACCCGGGCUGCUGCUUUUCACUGAAUCUUCACACUAUGGAUCUUGAGCGCUUCUCUCGGAAUAGUGACAUAAUGCCAUUGCAGGACCAACUGUAUUCGGGCUUCCCGCCAUACUUGUCUCCACCAACCAUUUGA
This is a messenger RNA of Triticum turgidum subsp. durum (durum wheat), 1293 nucleotides long. The record is from the annotation of a GenBank genome assembly. NCBI's taxonomy places the organism in Eukaryota, Viridiplantae, Streptophyta, Magnoliopsida, Poales, Poaceae.